AGCGGCGAGUGAACACGCAGGUACCGACUCCGUUGCAGUGGCGCUCAGCUGAUCGCGAUAUGUUGACAGCCUGGCAGCCAGAGACACAGCGCUGCGUGGGCGCUGGCGUUACUGAACAGUGAAUGAGCAAAAUUAAGUGUGUAAACAUCUUUUUUUUCCAGUGAAGUGGCGAUAUAUCUUCAAGAUAAUGCGUUAGCAGAAUAUCUUUAUCGCAAAAACUGAAUACUCAUGUGUAGUGACUAAACAUUGUUAGAGCGCUGUUGGAGCGAAUGGACGAAAUGAAACGUCGUGUGGCAUGUUCGUAGCGUAAUAUUUGAUUAUAUGUUCAUAAACUGACGUUGCGGUGCGGGAACUUUUGUAUCUACAUACCUACACGAAAGAGUGACGUGAAAGUGACAUGAAAUCCAAGUUUCUCAUCUAUGAUCGAGGAUGUAUUUAGCUGGUUAUUUCAACUAAUGUGAAACUGGGAAAUUUAAUCUUUGGUGAAACUACAACGUUGAAGUUUCUAAGAACGCUAGAAACAGAACUUAAGCCCUCGCGACUGAGUGUGAAGUAGUGCGUCGACUUUCUGACCUCGAUUGUGGUAAUGGUUGGAAUGUGUUACUUAGUGUUGUAAUAAAGAAAUGUCUACGGGAAAGCGACUUGCCAAACGUUCUAUAAUCGGAACGAGAGUUUGUGCCCCUAGAGAUGACGGGAAGUAUUAUUCAGGUGUCAUACAGGCAGUCAAAUCUACGGGUAAUGCUCCGGACGAUGAGAGUUAUUACACGGUACGUUUUGAUGACCCUGGUCCGCAACAGAGAUUUCUUGGCGAAUACAGAGAGGCGGACCUCGUUGGUCCGGGCUUCAGAACAGUAUCUGGUCUGACUCUGGUGGCAGGACAACGCGUCUAUCUCACUUACAACGGGCGUGAAGUAAGCGGGAAUGUGAUAACUCACAAGCCUCGCAUCGACGAGCUUCUCAUCUCCAUAUCACCUCCGGGGCAAGAGGCGCUGGAGGUGCGGAAGCGGCUGGAGGAGGUGCGGCUGCUGGAGUCGCGGAAGUCCGCGCGGCUGCAGGACCAGGACACGGACUUCGCGCGCCUCGCCGACAUGGCGGGCGACCGCCGCAAGGCGCCCUCCGGCUCCAUCGACGUGCCCCUCUCAAACGGAAGCCCAGGACCGAUCCGGGCGUCUGCGCGCAGGAUGUCCUCCCGGCGCACGUGGAAGUUGUACGUGGACGCGCGCGGCGGCCUCGCCGGAACGCGGAAGAGACGGCCCAGCAUGUCGCACGCCGACGACGCCAAGGAGCUGGACUUCAUGGACGAGUGCAUGGCCGCGCUGGUCCUCAUGAGGCUCUCCUGCAGCCCGCACUCGCCCAAGAUGAGAGGCCCGUCGCCCAGCCCCGGGUCGGACGCGUCGGGCCGCAGCGGCACGCCCUCGCCCCCGCUCAGCGACGCCGGCUCCGCCUCCGGCUCGACGGCGGCGCUCUGGGCGCACCUCAACGCCGACGAGGGCAUCGUGCUCGACGACUUCGACGACCUGCCCAAGCGCAAGAAGGCAAUCCGGACAACAGUGUACCACUGCACCUGGCCUGGCUGCCUGGCCAUGACCACAACCUGUGCUGCCAUUGAAUCCCAUGUCCGAAAAGCACACCUUGGACGACAAAAUGGACCAGAGAAUGGCAAAGACUGGGAUCAUGAGGAAGAAUUUUACUACACAGAGGUAGAGAUUGGGCUACAUGCAUCAUCACCACCUACACUGUCACACCGUGACAUGGCACGUCCACCCUAUGAAGACCCAGAGUACCAAAAACAGUUGAAGAAUGGUUACCACAAAGCAGGACCCAUCAACAUUCCUGCCGGCAACUAUUCUUCAUCAGCAUCAUCCUCACCGAAUUCACCUCUGAAACACCUGAAACUGAGCCCUCGUUCGGAGUCCAGUUUUCCCACAUCAACUACAAGCAAAUUAUUAUCAGGGAGCCCCACACGCAAAAUGCGAGGAGAAACAAAGAAGUGUCGAAAAGUGUACGGGAUGGAACAUCGAGAACUGUGGUGUACGCAGUGCAAGUGGAAGAAAGCGUGCACACGGUUCGGUGACUAAAUUUUAAAGCUGUGAACUGGUUCAGAACUGCUGAGCUUCAGUAUUAAAGUGCACUUUAAAGUGAAAAUAAAACAGAUUUAUGGUACAUUUUUGCCAAUGAAUUACUGUUUUGACAAAGCACAAAUUUUAUAAUUGAGUCUUUUAUUACUGCCUCGAUGAUUAUAGAACGCACUUGUGAUGCUUUCACAGUGGCUGCAGAAAUGUGUAAGAGGAGGUCUCUGUUCACGAUGUGAACUAUCUUCCAGGCCUUUGGGUUUCAAUUACAGUAACUGUAAUACAGAAAACAUUUUUUAAAUUGGUGUUCUGCGUAUUCAUUCCCAUCAAAAUGAAUUGCCUAGUUGAGAUCUUGGGUGUGAAUUAAUAUUUUCAGAGGCAGAACACCUAUGGUCUGGAUAUGUGAAUACAUAUGGAGCAAAGAAGUUAUUUAUGUUAUGUCAUGUUAGUGAUUUUGAAGGAUUUAUAAUGAAUUCUUACAUUUUCAAACAAUAUUUGUUAUUUUAUAACAAAGUGUACAGAUUUGUUAAUUUGUAUGCUCAGUUCUGUGAACAGGCUGUAAUAUAUAAUAUUUGAACUUGAGGGACAUUAUAAUACAAAUAAAUGAUUCAAAUGUUUUUGAGAUACUAAGAUAUCUCUGAAUGACCUGAUGUCACUGCCCAUUUAAUUCCGUGCCUGUGAUUGUAUGAACUGAAAGUGAUAUUAAAGAUGAUUUUAUACAUUUUUAAGAGAUGUACUAAGAUACAGGGAGAUACUCUUUGACAAUGUUAUAAAUUUAGCACUCUUUUAAACAUCAUAGGAACAAAGAAAAAGCACUACUAUUUCAGAUUUUUUUAAAAAAAAUGUUAAUAUUGUCAAAGAGCUGUUUUUCAGUUGUGCUGCAAAAGCAGAUAUUUUUAAAAAAUAUAGUUGUUAAUGAUGUUAUUGCCAAAAAACUCAAAUAUAAUGAUGCUGAACUUCAGUUAUUUAUAUAUUUCCUGCAUUAUUAAGUUUCCAGGUGUGAUCCACAAUACAGUCCAUAUUUACUCGUUUUUAAGGAUUGAGAGAGAGAAAAGAAGGAGGAAGGAAGGAAGAAAGAAAGAAAGAAAGAAAGAUGGGAUGUGGCAAUAUAAAGUGUCUGGUGGUGCUGACAAAAAUGUUCUAUGAGUUUCACUCACCCUGUACAUGUACUGAUCCUUUGUGUUAAAAUGUUAUAGCCAUUAAAACUGUUCACAGUAUCUGGAUACUUAGGGUUAUUAUGAAUAUCCUGUUCACUUAAAUUCAGUUGCAGUUAUAUUCUGAUGUAUCUUAAUGUGUAUUAGUAUCACAAUGCUCCUAAAAGUAAAGUGUGGUUGUUU
Schistocerca americana (American grasshopper) is the source of this 3409-nucleotide messenger RNA. RefSeq names its product zinc finger protein 395 (gene Glut4EF). The record is from RefSeq and is a predicted model, not a curated record. The transcript has 9 exons. Gene Ontology annotation, cellular component: nucleus. Gene Ontology annotation, biological process: regulation of transcription by RNA polymerase II. NCBI's taxonomy places the organism in Eukaryota, Metazoa, Arthropoda, Insecta, Orthoptera, Acrididae. Bases 624 to 2078 code for a protein of 484 amino acids. Gene Ontology annotation, molecular function: DNA-binding transcription factor activity; RNA polymerase II cis-regulatory region sequence-specific DNA binding.